UUUCGCCAUCCUCGCGCGAUCGGAUGACGAUUCGCAGCUUUUGAUCCCAAAUUAGAGACGCUGAUCCGCGUACGGUGUGAUGUGACGAAGAAAAGGAGGACCGAUCGAGACACCGUUCGUGCCAAGUGCACUGCUCUCACGAGUAGAGGCGAAACAUCCGUGUUCUUGAACAAUCUGAUGAACAGCAUCUAGCAGUGAUCCCCAGCUACCACGCCAACCAUGCAUUCCUCGCUCGUGACCAGCAACGUAGGCGCGCUGCUGCCGUUCCUGGUGGUAUCGCUGAGCCAGCUGGCCCUGUCGUUCGUGCUGGAGGGCUCGGCGACCAGUUACGCUCAGUUCAGGAAAUGGAACGCGGGUCAGAACGGCACGCUGGAGUUCGAGUUCAAGACCGAGCAAGGCAACGGUCUGCUGCUGUACACAGACGACGGUGGUACCUACGACUUCUUCGAGGUGAAGCUCGUCGAGAGCGCGCUCAGAUUGAGAUACAACCUCGGCGGUGGUGCGCAGAUCGUCACCGUCGGCCACGACCUGGGAGAUGGCCACUGGCACAAAGUGCAGAUCACCAGGUGUAACGAGAACACCACGUUGACAGUGGACGGGGUGAGCGCGGUCUCGACGUCGCGUGGCAAGGAGUUCGAGUUUGGCAAGCUGGCAGGGAAUUCCGACGUGUACGUAGGCGGUAUGCCCAGCUGGUACAACAGCAAGCUCACGUUGCUCGCGCUACCGAGCGUGAUCUUCGAGCCGAGGUUCAACGGAUUCAUCAGGAACCUGGUGUACGCCGAUGGCGAGAACACGAUGCCCAGGAGGCAGGAAAUGAAGAGUCGGGAUGCUAAGUGCGGUGGAUAUCCAUGCGUGGAGAACGUGAAGCGCAAAUCGCCGAGG
This is a messenger RNA of Eufriesea mexicana, 882 nucleotides long. RefSeq names its product neurexin-3. The transcript is spliced from 2 exons. The record is from RefSeq and is a predicted model, not a curated record. The annotation marks the transcript as partial. NCBI's taxonomy places the organism in Eukaryota, Metazoa, Arthropoda, Insecta, Hymenoptera, Apidae.